AUGAAGUUCGAUCAGCUUCUUUUCUCGUAUUUGGGUGAAUUUGGCCGGUAUCAAAAGACACAGUUCCUUUUGGUAUGUCUUCCUACAAUUUUUGCCGCUAUGCAUGCACUGUCAUGGACAUUCACGGCUGCUCAUUUGCCACACAGAUGUCGUCUCAAAGACGAGCCAGCAAACGCCUCGUAUUGGACUACAAGUCCUUUGCUACAUGGAAUGAACUGUACAGAUGACAGUAAGCAGUGCUUUUAUGAGGAAUGUCGAUUGGGUGAUGAGCACACGUGCCCGUACGGUUACGUCUUCGAUUUCAGCGGUGUCAAAAAUUCAGCCGUCAAUAGGUGGGAAAUCGUUUGCGAGCGAUCCGUCCUGAAGGCGGUUAUUCAGUCUUCCUAUUAUGUGGGACAAAUGGCUGGUUCAUUAAUAUUCGGUUAUCUUGGUGAUAGUUGGGGUCGUAAAAACGUGUUCUUUUUGGCCAUUGUGCUUCAGUUGACAGCUGGUGUGCUGAUGGCGCUAGUGCCGAAUUGGCCCUCUUUCUGUAUUCUUCGUGGAGUGGUCGGAUUCACACAUCCGGGCAUUUUUGUGAUUGCAGUUGUGAUUGGUAUGGAAUUGGUGGGACCGUCGAAACGGAAAUUAGCUGGUGUAAUAUCGGGUGCAUUUUUUGCGUUUGGUCAAGUGAUACUCGGCACUUUGGCAUACUUCAUUCGUAGUUAUCAGUACUUACAGUUGGCCAUCUCCCUGCCGGCGAUCAUCUUCUUCAGUUACUGGUGGUAA
Messenger RNA from Anisakis simplex (herring worm), 765 nucleotides. Lineage: Eukaryota; Metazoa; Nematoda; Chromadorea; Rhabditida; Anisakidae. The record is from the annotation of a GenBank genome assembly.